Messenger RNA from Talpa occidentalis (Iberian mole), 2949 nucleotides. RefSeq names its product DEAD-box helicase 28 (gene DDX28). The transcript has a single exon. The coding region runs from base 27 to 1637 and encodes 536 amino acids. Gene Ontology annotation, biological process: mitochondrial large ribosomal subunit assembly. Gene Ontology annotation, molecular function: ATP binding; RNA helicase activity; nucleic acid binding. Gene Ontology annotation, cellular component: mitochondrion. The record is from RefSeq and is a predicted model, not a curated record. NCBI's taxonomy places the organism in Eukaryota, Metazoa, Chordata, Mammalia, Eulipotyphla, Talpidae.
UGCGCCUCUCCGACACCAAGCGAACUAUGGCCCUAGCAAGGCCGACGCGGCUGCUGUCGCGUGCAUCUCGGGUGCUCCUGACGCCUCGACGGGACCUCGCGGCCCGCAAUCCCGACGAAUCUCUCCCGGUGGUGCGCAUCCCGCGGGCUCUGCAGCCGCGGCAGGAACAACGGCAGGGCAGGCGGAGCCCUCGGCGGCCGGUGCUGGUGCGACCCGGUCCUCUGCUGGUCUCGGCGCGGCGACCCGAGUUGAACCAGCCUGCGCGCCUAACGCUGGGCCGCUGGGAGUGCGCGCCGCUCGCUUCACGCGGCUGGAAGAAUCGGCGCACGUGCCACGACCACUUCUCCAUCGAGCGCGUGCAACGCGAGGCACCGGCGCAACCGAACCUCUCGCGCGAGCGCACCUUCGCGGAUCUGGGUCUGGAGCUCCGCGUGCUAAGUGCGCUGAAGGAGGCUGCGCCAGAAGUCGUUCGGCCUACAACGGUGCAGUCGAGCACCAUUCCCCCACUGCUUCGUGGCCGUCACGUCCUUUGCGCUGCAGAAACCGGCAGUGGCAAGACUCUGAGCUACCUGCUACCCCUGCUUCAACGACUUUUGGACUGGCCAAACCUGGACUCCUGUCGUAUCCCUGCUCCACGAGGUCUGGUCCUUGUGCCUUCCCGAGAAUUAGCUGAGCAGGUGCGGGCCGUUGCCCGACCCUUGGGCAGCAACUUGGGCCUCCAGGUGCGGGAUCUGGGCGGAGGCCAUGGCAUAAGUAGGAUCAGUCUGCAACUGUCCAAACAGCCUCCAGCAGAUGUGCUGGUGGCCACUCCGGGGGCAUUGUGGAAGGCCCUAAGGCGUCAUAUGAUCAGCCUGGAGCAGCUCUAUUUCUUGGUAUUGGAUGAGGCAGACACACUGUUGGAUGAAAGCUUCCUGGAAAUGGUGGAGUAUAUUUUGGAGAAGAGCCAUAUAGCAGAAGGCCCAGCUGACUUAGAGGACCCCUUCAAUCCCAAAGCUCAGUUAAUAUUGGUUGGGGCCACAUUUCCCGAAGGUGUAAGCCAGCUGCUGAAUAAAGUUGCCAGCCCUGAAUCCCUAACCACCAUCACCAGCUCCAAACUCCACUGCAUCAUGCCUCAUGUCAGACAGACAUUUAUGAGACUGAAGGGAGCAGAGAAGGUGACUGAGUUGGUGCAGAUCCUUAGACACCAUGAAAAAGCCAGUAGAACUGGCCCUUCAGGGACUGUUCUGGUGUUCUGUAAUACCUCGAGCACUGUAAACUGGCUUGGGUAUAUUAUGGAUGACCACAAAAUCCAACACCUAAGGCUGCAGGGACAAAUGCCAGCCUCAAUGAGAGCAGGUAUCUUCCAGGGCUUCCAGAAUGGGUCCCGAGACAUACUUCUCUGCACAGACAUAGCCUCUCGGGGCUUGGACAGCACCCAGGUGGAGCUAGUAAUCAAUUAUGAUUUCCCCCUCACCCUGCAAGACUACAUCCACAGAGCCGGGAGGGUGGGCCGUGUGGGGAGCGAGGUACCAGGCACUGUCAUCAGCUUUGUGACCCAUCCCUGGGAUGUGAGUCUGGUUCAGAAGAUUGAGCUGGCAGCUCGCCGGAGAAGAAGCCUUCCAGGACUAGCGUCCUCAGUGAGCGAGCCUUUGCCCUAGCAAUCCUGAUUUCAACUGGAUUAAAUGUUAUGCCAUAACAGGGAUUUUUCCCUGAGUCCUGGGUGGGUGAGCACACUUAUCAGUAGGAUGCACUGGGGUUCUCCAUAACCUCCCUGAAUAUCUAGUGAACUAGCUUCAAAAGGUAAGCUGUCGGCCAGCAUUGGAGGGUAAGCCUCUAAGCUUGGCUCUCUAGUCUUUCACAUGAUUCGUGACAAAUAAAGUGGAUUUUGACUUUGUAUUAUGUCAUUUCUAACAAGUGAUGUUUUCAUGGGUCUUCCCCAAUAAUAAUUACCAUUGGGGUAGAAGUCACUGGAUUCUGAGAAGAUUCACACCCUUAACCUAGCGCAUCUAGGAAAAAGUUUCCUUCAAUUGCUGUUUUAGUUUAACAUUUUUAUUUCCUGCCCCAAAGCAUCUCCAUUAAUCCCCUCAGAGAAGGAAAAGUGAAUGGGAUUAACAGUAGAGAGAAGUCUUCUUCACCAAUAAUGCCUUUGGCAAGCUUGGACACACUUGGUGAAAUCUCCUGUCAGGAGAAUAAAAGGCAAAGUGACUCCAAAGUAUUGGAGUGCCUUCUUUUCUAUGUCUUGGUGGAGGAAGAAGAGAGGGGAUAAAACUGUUUCCAAAACUGGCAAAAUAAGCAGAUAGCAUCCUCUCAAAAUCUCCUUGGUUUCAUUCUCUGCACCAUUAUAUAAGUUUUGCCUAAAGUAACAAACACUUGAGAAUCAAAUACAACAUUUCACAAAAAGAAUUUAACGAUAAUUGCACAUUGAUAAGGACAAGGUUACAGAGAAUAAAAAUAGGCCCAGGGAGCCUUUGCCAGAACAGAACAUGGCACUAAAUGUAUAACCCUAGCUCUCUUUUCCAUAUGAAGAAACAGGUUCAGAGGGAUAAAAGAACUUGCUCAAGAUCACACAGGUACACAGGACAGAAUCUGGUUUGUCUGUACCAAGGGUUGUGUUCUUACACCUGCCAGCUUUUCACAAAUGUGGUUCUUGCAUAAAUAUCUAUAUGUCAGUUUUCCUUAAAUAUCCUUUUUUUACAUCUAUACCUAGAGUAGUUUAAGUGCAGACUCCUGGGCCCCAAACCUGAUCUGGGUACAUACAUUUUCUCUGGGUUGGCCCAAGAAUCCACACACAAGUAUCUUUCAGUUGUUUAUGGAAUCCACAGGUGAGUCUCAAGCUCUCUCAAGAUUGACAAAUCAUUUGUCUGAAGUAUAGUGCCUUCCCAAAAGUCCCAGCCAGGUCUUCAUGAGACAUCAGUACCCCUCCAGAUCAGAAGGAGUUCCCAGACAAUCUCUCCAGAGGACUGGAGGAAG